This is a messenger RNA of Drosophila obscura, 6326 nucleotides long. RefSeq names its product peripheral-type benzodiazepine receptor-associated protein 1 (gene Rbp). NCBI's taxonomy places the organism in Eukaryota, Metazoa, Arthropoda, Insecta, Diptera, Drosophilidae. The transcript is spliced from 19 exons. The record is from RefSeq and is a predicted model, not a curated record. Gene Ontology annotation, molecular function: protein binding. Gene Ontology annotation, biological process: neuromuscular synaptic transmission. The coding region runs from base 334 to 5850 and encodes 1838 amino acids.
GUUUCAACCCCAAAGGCGCCAACGCCAAAUGCGGAGAAAAUUGCCCAUUUUUCAGUGUCAUUUGACAGAAAAAUCGAUUCCUCGUGCUCCGUGCUUCCACUUCCACAGUCGGGCAGAAAUCAGAGUACAAACCAGCCGAGCAGCGCGACCGAGAUGACCCACUUUUCGGUUUUCGCACCAACAGAACCCAACUGCUAUCCGAAAAAAGUGUGCUUCUAAAUGGAAUUAAAUUAAAUAUUUUGUGAAAAGCAGUUGUGUUAACUAAACUCGCGCCUAAUACAUAUGUAGCUUAGUUUCGAUAUUAUGUACAACUCGUAGCCUAGUGUAAGCUCUAUGCAUUUAUGUGAAUUCGCCAGAGGAAACGUGGAAGAGGAAACUUGGCAUAGGCGACCUGAAAAAGCACCAGCAGCGAGCAAGAAGAAGCACCAGAAGCAGCAAAAAAGUCGUCAUAGGGGCAGCCACAGCAUGCCGUACGAGUCGAUGCACCACCAUCAGUCGGCGGCCGCUGCCGUGGCCGCUGGCACCGCUCCCAACGGAAUGCUGGACUCCCUCAGCCUGCAGCUGCGGGACUCGGAAAUGCGACGCACAGAGAUCGAACGGGCGCAUCAGGAAACAUUGGCACAAAUUCGCAAUCUAAGCGGAAACGCUCGUCCCGAUGCCGAGGCGGUGGAGAACCUGCAGUCGAGAGCCCGUGAACUGGAAAAGAAGGUUUCGCUGGAAAACGUGCGCUGCGAGGAGCUGCAGAUCGAGCUGACGACCGCCUUGAAGGCCAAGGCAGCGCGCUCGGGCCAAUCCUCCCACAUGGGCAGCGGCGCUACGGGGUCCGGGACGGCCAUUCCAACAUCGGCCAGCAGUUCCACCGUCACAUGGGCACCGACAAUCAUGCACCAGGACCAAGGCUCGGAGAUUGAUAUCAUAAUGGCAAAGAUUGAGCAGGAUAAUCGCGUGCUGGCCGAGCUGGAACAGCCUCGCACCUCGGCCAGCGCCAGCGCCAGCAUGUCAGCAUUGCCGCCCAGUUCCAUGUUGAGCACGGUAAAUAGCGAAUUUAGAACCAUAUCAAAGAGUGAACUCGAAGAAGAACUGAAUCGUUAUAAAAGGGCCGUACUAGGCGGCACCUCGAGCGGCUGCGUCUCGGCUUUAUCCUCCGGCUAUUCGAGUCUGCCCCACUCCCUGGCCUCCACGCUGCCCAAUGGUGCCAGCACCAGUUUAAGCGGCGCCAGCAUUGGCUCGCAGAGCAUGGCCGCCGCCAUCGGUGCUGGGGCUGGGUGCAGUGGCCUCCAAUCCAUAUCGGCCCUGGUGCCCAACUCAAUCAGCGGCAUAUCCACGAGUCUAAGCAGCCAUGCCAUACAAUCACUGAAUGCGGCCGCCUAUGGCGGUGUCGGACAGAGCUCCGUGGAGAAGCUGUUGAGCGGUACUAGUGGCAUCACUGGCAUCCCACCAUUGCCGGUAAAUAUUCACACGAUGAAGGCUAUGCCAUCGGCAUUAAGUCAGCGCGGAACAAUACAACUGUACAAUUUACAGAGCACAACCAUGCCCCUCCUGUCACUCAACUCGCAUAACCUGCCGCCCGUUGGAUCGAGCAGCUACUCAGGCCUGGGGCUGGGCGGCGGCGGCAGUGGUGCCGCCGGCUCCUCGCUGACGCAUCCCACCAUGGGCAACCUCAGCAUGCUCGAUACCAGCGCCCUAUUGGGCGCAGCCGGCCUGGGCGGCCUGGGCGCCGGCCCAAGUGGCAGUGGCAUCUCGGGCGCCACAUCGCUGUAUGGCCUGAGUGCCGGUGCCGCCGGGGGAUUGGGCAGCUCGUACGGUCCACCGUUUCUAGAUGUGGCCUCGAGUUCCUCGUAUCCGUUCACAUCGGCCGCCCUGCGCCAGGCCUCCAAGAUGAAGAUGCUGGACGAGAUCGAUAUACCACUGACUCGGUAUGGCAACCGGAGCUCACCCUGCUCCCCAAUACCGCCCAGCAAUUGGGGUCUGGACGAAUUCGCAGAUGGCCUGAGCCUCUGCAUGAUGCACAAUCGCGGCGGCCUGGCGCUGGGUGCCCUGGAUCUGGACACACGCAAUCAUGGCUUGAAUGGAGCCAGCGAACCGCAAGUGGAUAUGCUGGACAUUCCUGGAAAGGGCCGCUGCUGCGUGUUCAUAGCCCGUUUUCCGUACGAUCCACCCGAGGAGGCUGAGGGCGAACUGUCUCUCUGCACCGGCGACUAUCUGCUGGUGUGGACCAGCGGCGAGCCCCAGGGUGGCUAUCUGGAUGCGGAGCUACUGGAUGGAAGACGCGGCCUAGUGCCCGCCUCCUUUGUACAGCGUUUAGUGGGCGACGAUUUGCUGGAGUUCCAUCAGGCGGUACUAUCGACACUGCGCGACGCCGAGGAUGGUUCGAUGCAGUGCGACACAACGUCGCUGCCCUCCUUGCCGCCGCACAACCCAUUGCUCACACACACCCACGAGGAUUUGGCACGUUUGAGUGAGACGCACACCGAUCUGGAGCACGACCAGGAUGACAUUAGCGAUAAUGUUCCAGCACCCAAACACUUGACGCUGGAACGGCAGCUGAAUAAGAGCGUGCUCAUUGGCUGGUCCCCACCGGAGCCAGUGGGCUACAAUCUCAUCGAGAGCUAUCAUGUCUAUGUGGAUCGUGUGCUGAAGGUCUCUGUGAAGGCCAAUGAACGCACACGCGCAUUAAUCGAGGGCGUUGACUCCACACGGCCGCAUCGCAUUAGCGUGCGGAGCGUGACCCAGAAUCGGCAGACGUCCCGGGACGCCGCCUGCACCAUGAUCAUUGGGCGGGACACGUCGCAUCUGGGCCCCUCGGCGGUGCGCGCCUCGCACAUAACGUGUUCCUCGGCGGUCAUCUCGUGGCAGCCGGCCAAUUCGAACCACCAGCACGUGGUGUGUGUGAACAAUGUGGAGGUGCGCACCGUCAAGCCGGGCAUGUAUAGGCACACCAUCACUGGGCUGGCGCCGAGCACACAAUAUCGGGUGACCGUGCGGGCCAAGCAUCUGCGCGCGGUUGGGCAACAGACGCCCCAGCAGACGCCGGGCAGGCCCGGACAGGAGGAGGCACCCGGUGCCUAUGCAGAUUUCCGUACCCUCACCAAGGGCCUGCCCGAUCCGCCGCAGGAGAUCCAGCUUGAGGCUGGGCCACAGGAUGGCACCAUUCUGGUGACAUGGCAGCCGGUCGCCAGGCCCACCGCGACUGGGCCUGUUACCGGCUAUGCUGUGUACGCCGAUGGUAAGAAGGUCACCGACAUCAAUUCGCCCACCGGCGACCAUGCCCUCAUCGAUAUCGGCAAGCUGGGCGUCUUCAAUCCCCGUGCCGUGACCAUACGCACCAAGUCACGGGACUCACAGUCGGCGGACAGUGCGCCCAUCUUGAUACCAAACACUGUGCGCAAUGCCGUUGCUCGACGGGGACCAAAUCAAAUGGGCAUGGGUCCGCAGCUGCCGCAGGGGCCACACGGCAUGCAGCAGCAGAUGGGCGGCAUGCCCGGACAGGUGGGGCAGCAGCAGCAGCCAAUGAUGAUGGGCCAACAGGAUCAACAUGGGCAGUACGAUCCCAGCCACAUGCAGCAGCAGCAACAGCAGGGCAUGCAACAGGGCAUGCAGCAGGGCAUGCAGCAGGGACAGCAGCCCGGUCAGCCGGGUCAUCAGCCCGACGGAGGCUCCGGCUUGUUAGGUGGCCUGCUCGGUGGCCUCUUCUCGAAACCCACACAGAGUCAAGUGAACCAGAAUGGAUAUCAGCAGCCGGGGCCAGCAGGAGCACAGCGUGGCAUGGCGCCAGUCCCAGGCAGACCGCAGGGGCCACAGCAGCAGCAGCAACAGCUACAGCAGCAGCAGCAGCAGCAACAGCAACAGCAGCAGCAGUACGGUCCCCAGGGCCCCAGAGGGGGGCCACGCUUCCGAGGACCAGUACCCGGGCAGAUGAACAUGCAGGGUCAGCAAAUGCAAGGACAGAUGCCAGGACAAAUGCAAGGACAGAUGCAGGGACAGAUGCCAGGACAGAUGCAGGGUCAAAUGCAGGGUCAAAUGCCUGGCCAAAUGCCAGGGCAGAUGCCUGGUCAGAUGCCAGGUCAGAUGCCAGGGCAGAUGCCAGGGCAGAUGCCAGGUCAGAUGCCAGGUCAGAUGCCAGGUCAGAUGCCUGGUCAGAUGCCCAAUCAAAUGAUGGGCCCACGCGGACCCCUCAACCAGCAGCAACAGGGCCAGCAUCAGCCUGGCGGCCAGCAGCAGCCCGGACAACAGCAGCAGCAGCAACAGCAGAAGAAACCCCGCUACUUUGUGGCCAUGUUCGACUACGAUCCAUCGACCAUGAGUCCCAAUCCCGAUGGCUGCGACGAAGAGCUGCCGUUCCAAGAGGGUGAUACGAUCAAGGUCUUUGGUGAUAAGGAUUCGGAUGGCUUCUACUGGGGCGAGCUGGCCGGUCGUCGCGGCUAUGUGCCGCACAACAUGGUCUCUGAGGUGGAGGAUACGACCGCAUCGAUGGCGGCCGGCGGUCAAAUGCCAGGUGCCAUGCAGGGCGCUGGCGUUGGCGUUGGCGUGGGUGGCCAGGCGCAGGUGAUGCCGGGCCAGGUGGUGCCCCAGCAGAGCAUGCGCAACGUGAGCCGCGAUCGCUGGGGCGACAUCUAUGCGAAUAUGCCGGUGAAGCGGAUGAUUGCCCUCUACGACUACGAUCCCCAAGAGUUGAGUCCCAAUGUGGAUGCCGAGCAGGUGGAAUUGUGCUUUAAGACGGGCGAGAUCAUAUUGGUGUAUGGUGAGAUGGAUGAAGAUGGUUUCUACAUGGGCGAACUGGACGGAGUGCGCGGCCUGGUGCCGUCGAAUUUCCUGGCCGAUGCGCCCGAUCAGUACAACAACCAGAUGGGUCCGGGCGGUGCGGCCGGCCGUGGCGGUCUCAGUCAGCGGGGCAGGGGCCAGGGACCCGGUGCGAGAGGACCACCGCCGCCGCCGCGGGAUAAUAUGAUGCCUGGCGCGGCCGGGCGUGGUCAACCAGGUAAAAAUGCUCGCCCUGCUUCCCCUACACUGUUAGACAACACGGGCCAUCCUGCCCCCGAUCACCAAACGCAGGGGAUGAUCGGCCGCGUUGGUAAUGUUGGCCUGCAACAGCAGCAGCAGCAACAACAGCAGCAGCAGCAACAGCAGCAGCAGCCGUACGGUCAGCAACAGGCGCAAAUGGGACAGCAGCAGCAGCAACAGCAACAACAGCAAAUGGGACAACCUGGAAUGAUGGGAAUGGGUCAGCAGCCGCAACAGCAGAUGGGACAACAACAGAUGGGACAGCAGCAAAUGGGCGGCAUGGGACAAAUGGGGCAGAUGGGCCAAAUGGGAGGAGGACAGCAGCAGCAGCAACAGCCGCCGGUUACGACGCAGGCGCAAACGGGUGGCCUGUUCUCCGGCGCGACUAGCCUGCUCUCUGGUGCUACUUCGGCUGCCACCGGUGGUCUAUUUGGGUCGAAGCAACCGCCCAAAACGGAUCCAAUGCAACCACCUGGCGGUGUGCAGCCAACGCAGCAACAAGCAAAUGCCUUUGGUGCACAGCCCGGUAUGCAACAGGGCAUGCAACCGGGAAUGCAACAGGGCAUGCAACCGGGUAUGCAACAAGGCAUGCAACAGGGCAUGCAACAGGGCAUGCAACAGGGCAUGCAACAGGGCAUGCAACCGGGUAUGCAACAGGGCAUGCAACAGGGCAUGCAACAACCGCAACAGCAGCAACAACAACAAGUGCCACCCCAAGCCCAGCCACCGCCACAAGGCGGCGGUCUGCUGGGCGGCCUCAAGGGCAUUGCAGCAGCGGCGCCCGGCGGCGAUGUCCUCUCGAAAGGCAAAGAUCUAUUUGGCAAAUUUGGGUUCGGCUUUGGCAAAUAACCCCGGUCAUUCCAUAGGGUCCUGUUAUAUUAUUCGUAGAUUAGACCUAUUAUUACUACUAUGAUUAUGGAUUAUGGAUUAUGAUUAUUGCUAUUAAUUAUGACUACGAUUACUAAGCUAAUAUAUAAAUGAGAAAACAAAACAAAAAUGCUAAGAAUGAUACCAAACAAACCAAAAAAAUCAAAUCAAAUAAAAUAAAAUGAAAAAUAAAAACAAAAAUAAAAAAAUGAAACCCAAUCCCCGGUCCACAGUUGGCUAAUGUGAAAGUUGUUGCUGUUGUUGUUGAUAAUGAUAACAAACAAACAAAAGAAAAAAUGAUAUGGAUAAACUGCAACUAAUAGUACUAAUGGUAAUAUUUUUUAUUAAUUAAAUUGAUAGAAAUAUUAUGAGUGACAGACAACAGCAGCAGCAGCAUCCCAGGGGCAGCCACAAAGAACCGAAAAAUGAAAAUGAAUUGUUGUAAUAUUAUUAAACCG